Diabrotica virgifera virgifera (western corn rootworm) is the source of this 6974-nucleotide messenger RNA. RefSeq lists its product as uncharacterized. The record is from RefSeq and is a predicted model, not a curated record. Lineage: Eukaryota; Metazoa; Arthropoda; Insecta; Coleoptera; Chrysomelidae. Gene Ontology annotation, molecular function: DNA helicase activity. The transcript has 4 exons. The coding region runs from base 1 to 6768 and encodes 2255 amino acids. Gene Ontology annotation, biological process: telomere maintenance; DNA repair.
AUGGCAUCAACAUCAUCUCAAACAUCAUCACAAACAGUACAACCCAGCUUCGCCGCAGUAACAAAAAUCACACCAAAAAAACCUACAACAGCAAUAUCAUGUCCCAGUAGAAGUUUCGCCAUCGUUAUGAACGCUCUUCCUGACGUCGUGCUAUUUGAAUACAUCAAGGCAAUCGGCGAAAUUGUUACCCCUAAAGAAAUAACCUUUGCUUCACGAAUUUCUAACCAGCGUAUAUGCAUAUAUCUUUCUUCCUUAUCCGUAGUGGAUAAUCUCCUGCAAAAUUAUCCGACCAUUACUGUUAGAAAUCAAACAGUAUCUAUUCGCAGACUUAUUACACCUGCAAAGAGGCUACUACUGUCCAACGUGAGCCCUUCGAUCCCGAAUUCACUCAUAGAGCAAGCACUUAAAGAAGAACUUCGAUUACAACUUGCUUCUCCUAUCUCUUUUAUCCGAUGCGGCUCACCUGAGGACGAAUACGCUCACAUUUUCAGUUUUCGACGCUCUAUCUAUAUUAUACCGGAUAAAGAAAACUUUGAAUUAAAUACCUCAAUUUUAAUAUCGCAUGAAAAUAACAAUAAUAGAAUCUUUAUCACUUCGGAUAAACUUGAAUGUUUCUUAUGUAAACAAUCUGGACACACUGCAGACUCCUGUUCUAACCCUCAAGAAAUAUCUACCAAUCUUUCUCAAAAUACAACUUCUAGCCUAAUCCCAUUUGAAACUCCUUCUACUAUGUCUCGUCCUUCCUCCUCCUCAAAAGAAGAAAUCAAUCCAACUAAUAACGACUUAAUAAUUCCAAAUGAACAGUCUCUAAUGUCAGUGUCCUUACCUUCAAAUCCUUGCAUCAAAAGAACUUAUUCUACCGAAACAAGUCUCGAAUCACCCACUUUAUCGGUUACUGAUAACCCCCCAGACUUAAACCCUAUAAAUGAUAAAUCUCCCACAGCCUUUUCAACUCCUAAAACAGCUCCUAAAAAGAAAUUAAAAACUGAUGACAAAGAACUUGGUAAAAUUACUCCCUCUGCUCAAUCAACUAUUGAACAAUUAAUUAGUGCUAACCCAGAGAGAUUUUCUUUGACAGCAUUACAGCUUAUUGCCUUCCUGGAAAAUUCCUUUGGUAGCAGUGAUCCUCUCAAAGAAGCUCAUAACUUUACCACCAACAUUAAGUCUCUUUUAGAAGACCUUACGCAAAUAUAUCAAGCUGUAUCUGAUAGAUCGCUUAAAAAUCGAAUUACAAGAUUAUCUAAAAAGCUUAAGAUCACAUUAAAUCCCGUAGACGCUGACGAAGUUGCAAGCCUUUCAUCCAAUAAUUCAUAUUCAUUUGGUACAGUAGAGGUCAAAGAAAGACCUAAGACAAAUCGAACUGCAGACAUAAAUGCACAAAGUGGUGAGAGUACUUGUAGUAUUAGCUCUGUACUACAUCAUCAAGUAGCCCAGAAUAAGCUUGAUGAAAUUAGCAAACAAAUAAACAACAUAAAUCUGACAAACGAUAAUCCGGAUGUGAGUCAAAAAGGAAAGAAACGAAGAUAUGGAGCAGAAAUCGAAUUAUUAGAAAGAACAACGAUUCCUAAGACGAGCAGAAGGAGGAAUUCGACGGAUAAUUAUUCUACAUCAAGCAACGACUCGGACCAGACAAGAAAUGUCAAAAAAAACGCCGAACAUUCCAUUUCGAUGGAUGUGACAGGCGAUGCGGCGGGUAUUCAUAUACGUAUCGACGACUAUGUGCGACUAGCGUCGAAGGUAAUACGUGGAAGCAAAGCACAAGAUAGUGACAGCUUCCCUAUAAGAUCGAGGGGCAAGCAAUGCACAGCAAUGGCUGCUACAGCGCUGGUAUUUAGGAAAAUACACAGCGAAAAUAAUUGGAAUGGUCAAAUAAUCGACCAAAUAUUAAAUACCGGUGACGAUUUUUAUAGAAAAUCAAUCCGAAGAAGAACCCGGCUAAGGCGAGAAAUAAACUCUGAGUAUUUAAUGCCCAUAGAGUUAGCACCAAACAUGACGAUUUUAAAUCGUCGGUACGUGCUAAAUACAGAUGAAGGAGAUCAUGUUAACGGCUCCUUACGAACAAUCGACGCAGAGAUCAUUAACUUGCAUCAAGGAAUAACUAAGUUCUUCGACGAAUAUGACUCUGGCAUAUUCGUCUGCAAUAUGCUAUCCACGGCGAUAACAAAACAUAAUGAAAUGUACUACUUGUUCGACUCGCACUCUAGAGACGAAUAUGGUCGAGCACGGCCAAACGGUAAAGCAUGUAUGCUGGAGUUCGUUUCUAUGGACUUACUAGCAGAGCACAUAAUGCACGUACAUUGGCAAAACGAAACGGAAGCAAACGUGAAUAACUACUAUCGGAAUGUAUUUACAAUUGCUCCUAUAACAAUUGUACUGCAAGACAACAUAGCAGAGGACAAUGCAGUAUCACCAACGGCGUUGCUGAUGCCUCCGCCUACAGUUCCUGUUCCUCCGAAAGUUCCUGUGGCAUCAUCUAGCAAUGUACGUAUACCUGGGCGUUCAAAUACGUACUUGCUAGCCAAACGUUCCAGACAAGUGGAUACGUUCACUGUUGGUGAUAUGGUAGAACAAUGCGACCAGUGCGGCGCAAAGUUUUACAAGAAAGAAAGAAAAAUGUGCUGUAAUAAAGGAAAUGUUGUACUGCCACCGCUAGAUGAAUAUCCAUCAGUGUUAAAAGCAAAACUGCUUUCCGAUAGCUCGACUUCCAAGUUGUAUUUGAAAAACAUUAUGAAGUACAACACGCUCCUAAGUUUCGCAUCGAUUUCGUCGACUUUGCGAACUGACUUACCUCCUGGAGUCGAUGUGUUCGUAAUACAAGGCAACAUGUAUCACAAGAUGAUGCAUGUAUACCAAAACGAUACAAGACCAAGUUUCGGACAAUUGUACUUUUUGGAUUCAGGACGCGCCAACGACAUUCGCAGCGCGAAUACAAUAUUUACGGCCGAAAUGUCUGCGGAACUAAUUACCCAACUCGAUAAAGUUAUAAGGAAAGUAAAUCCAUACGCUGGUCUAUACUGCACCAUGAAAGAGGUCUAUGAAAAAGCACGAAAGAAUGCAGCACGAAACAACGCGACAGUGCCCGAAAUCUCGUUGGUUUGGUUCGAUGAUUCUGGAAUCGAUAGGCGCGUCUACAAUAAACCAACAGCCAAUGAUGAAAUAGGAGCUAUAUUCGUAUCGGGGGAUGGGGAAAUCCCCGCAAAUAUCGAAUUACAGCUCUAUCUCCGACCGGAAGUUGCCGACAAUCAAACCGAUAGCAGCUUAUUAACAAUUUCACAUUUGUCACCGUUAGCCGAUCCGUUAAGUUAUGUGCUAUUGUAUCCUACUGGAGGUCGUGGUUGGUGCAAGAACAUAUCAUUAACACGCCAAAGCACUACCAGAAAACGCGUCACAUUAAGAGCUUUUUAUGCGUAUAGGUUUAUGGUUCGCGAUACAUUCAAUCCACUUUUAGAAAGUGCAAAAUUAACGCAACAAUAUAUUGUUAAUUGCUAUACGAAAAUAGAGAGCAACAACAUGUAUUAUUUACGAAUAAACCAAAAGAAGCUAAUGGUGACAAACUAUUCCGGAUUACAAGACUAUCUAGCCCAAUACGAAUCAAACUGUAAUGUCCGAAUCGGGCACCCAAUUAUUCUACCCUCCACUUACUAUGGCGGUAAGCGAUUUAUGAUGGAGUACUAUCAAGAUUGCAUGGCCAUUGUAAGUCGUUUUGGUAAACCGACGUAUUUUGUAACGAUGACGUGCAAUCCUAAAUGGCCCGAAAUAGAAAAGUUCAUGAGACCGAAUCGGUGCGCUCAAGAUAGACCAGACAUCACGGUUCGUGUAUUUCACCUAAAAUUAAAAGAGCUAAUUCACGACAUUGUCGUCAAGCAAGUUUUAGGCGAAGUGAGCACUUUCAUAUAUGUUGUGGAGUUUCAGAAAAGAGGUUUGCCACAUGCGCAUAUAUUGGUAACAAUCAGAGUAGAAGAUCGGCCUGUAGAAGCAAAUGACAUAGACAGCGUCAUAUGUGCAGAAAUUCCCGAUAUGAACACCGAACCGGAAUUGAAUGAUUUGGUGCUUAAACAUAUGAUGCAUGGACCAUGUGGUAUUAGAGAUCCAACAUGCUCAUGUAUGCGAAACGAUGAUAAUACGUGCAGCAAAAAAUAUCCAAAAGAAUUUCGCGAAACAACCAUACCGAAUAUCGGUCGCUACGCGCAGUAUCGCCGAAGAAACAACGGAAGAAAUGGAAAGGUAAAACGAGGUCAACGGAUAUACGAAGAUAUGACCAAUCAGGACGUCGUACCCUACAAUCCUUGGCUGUUGAAAAAAUACAACUGUCACCUGAAUGUAGAACUUGUGAACACUACACGUGCAUGCAAGUACAUAUUCAAGUAUAUUUCGAAGGGCUCAGAUUCUGCCGUAAUGAAUGUCGUACAAAGUACGAGAAAUACAACCGAGACAACAAAUACGACCGAUGCGGACGAUACGAACAAAAAAUAUGACGAAAUUACCGAACAUAUAGAGAGUAGAUAUCUAUCGUCCUGCGAAGCAGCAUGGCGAAUAUUCGAGUUGCCUCUAAUUGACAAAAUGCAAAAAAUUGAAAAAUUGCCUAUUCAUUUAGAGGGAGAGAGAUCCGUUGUCUUUCGAGAAGGCGAUGAACAAGCGGCAAUAGAAAAUGCCGAAGGAAAAUUUUCAAAACUCGAAGCCUACUUUAUUCUAAACCGGGAAGAUGAACAGGCGAACAACAUUAAGUAUCCCGACAUACCCAUGUAUUAUUGGUGGAAUGCCUCUGCACACAAAUGGGUACGAAGAGUUUACGAUAAAGGUAUUAUUAUCUCGAGAAUGUACACCGUUUCGCCCAAAGAAGUGGAACGCAUGCACUUGCGGAUACUACUCCUUCAUGUGGCCGGCGCCACGUCCUUCAGUGCCUUAAAAACAGUAGACGGUGUACUAUGUGCUACUUUCCAAGAGGCAGCGCGAAAUCGCCAGCUAACUGAAAAUGACGACGCGUGGAUUGCGUGCAUAGAGGAAUGCUCAAACUCAAAAAUGCCUGCACAACUACGAAGGUUGUUUGCAUAUCUUUUAUGUUACUGCAGCAUAGAAAAUGCACUGGAAUUAUGGCGUAAAUUCAAAAGGCAUUUCAUAGAAGAUUACGCGCGCAGAGGUGAGUCUGAGGAAAUCGCAGAAGUGAAAGCGCUUAGACGAGUUGACAACAUUCUGCGGUAUCUGGGAACCAGCUUAAGCGUCUACGGCAUUUCCAUACCCGAAACAAACGAACCGAUCAACCAUGACGAUGAUGAUUCUGACAACGACGGUGGAGUACAACACGAUGGCAAUAUUGUUGCGCCCGUAGAAGAAAUUAUCGAUCGUAUGAAUGUUGAACAAAGGUUAUGCUACGAGCAAGUAAAAAAUGCCGUACUAAACGACGCUAACCACGAUCGUAGAUUUUUUAUCUAUGGUAGCGCCGGGUGUGGAAAAACGUACCUGUAUAAUACCAUCAUUGAUUUGCUGGCCAGACGAAACAUAUCGGCGAUCGUGGUAGCUUUUACAGGUAUUGCCGCCCUGUUAUUGCGAGGAGGACAAACGGCACAUUCAAAGUUCAAGCUACCCAUUGAUCUUUCCCCUGAGAGCACUUCUACAAUAAUGGCACAAAGUGAAGAAGCACAAAUGUUGAGAGAUGCGAAAAUUUUAAUAUUUGACGAAAUAUCAAUGGCCAGAUAUGAAAUAAUUAAUAUAAUAGACAGAUGUUUAAGGGAUAUUCGCCAAGAUGAAAGACCAUUCGGCAAUAUUGUCACUAUAUUGGGCGGUGAUAUAAAACAACUGCUACCAAUCGUUAGCGGAGGAAGAGCAGAACAGUUACAAUCGCUCUUCUACCAUUGUAACGAAUGGCAUAGUUUCAAGCACAUGAAACUCAACGUGAACAUGCGUGCUGAUCCCGCCGAACUGGAAUUUGCAAAUUGGCUCGAAAAGGUUGGUCGGCAUAGCCCAGAGAUUCGAAUAACCCAUCCACGAUCGAUGAGAACCGAUUUAGUUCAAAUACCGAAUGAAUGCGUGGUGGAAGACGUUGUGGGAGCCAUAUACGGUGAUAUUGAUUUCAAAUUCCCAACCUUUCCACAAUUAUUAGCAGACCGCUCAAUAAUUUGCCUAAGGAACGACGUCUGCACCGAGAUAAAUAAUAAGAUGCUGAGACGGUUGCCAGGCGAUAUCGUGACCGUUUAUAGUGUCGAUAAUGUCGACUCUGACAAUCCGAAAGACGCAGAAAAUUUCCCGAUGGAAUUUCUGAAUCGUAUCAAAUACGGCGGCUUACCUGAUCACGAAUUAAUGCUUAAGGUAGGCGCACCCGUCAUUUUGCUGCGCAAUAUUGAUGCGAGAUCAGGCUUGGUGAAUGGCACACGCCUCAUCAUAAAACAAGUCAGUCAAAACGCUAUCAUAGCCGACAUUGCUUUCGGAGUGAAUAAAGGAAAAACUGUAUUUAUUCCAAAAUUCGACAUCAAAUGCAGAGUCGACACGCAUUCAGUGAAUCUCAAGCGAAGACAAUUCCCAGUGAAAUUAAGCUUUGCAAUCACUGUGAAUAAAGCGCAAGGUCAAACUUUGGAGAAAGUCGGUAUAUGUCUAACGACACCAGUGUACGCACACGGUCAGUUGUACACUGCACUUUCACGUGCCAAACGAAUGUCAGCACUUAAAGUCCAAAUUCGAACAAGCGAACAUCAAGGAACGACUAAGGAAAAUCACAUAAACAGAACUUUGGCUCGCAACGUAGUUUAUGAAUCGGUUAUGAAUCGGUUCCAAUAAGCUACGCGUCGACAUUCGCAAGUUUGAUCGUCAUCGCAAGUUUCGUCGUUAUCGUAAGUUUCGUCAUCAUCGCAAAUUUCGUCGUCAUCGCAAGUUUCGUCAUCAUCGCAAGUUUCGCCGUCAUCACCAUGGAAGAAAACCAGGCUGUAUCGUCGCCCCCGUUAGGUAAAUUAUUCCGAUUCGAGUUUUUUGCACAAACUUACUCA